Ilex paraguariensis (yerba mate) is the source of this 240-nucleotide messenger RNA. The record is from the annotation of a GenBank genome assembly. Lineage: Eukaryota; Viridiplantae; Streptophyta; Magnoliopsida; Aquifoliales; Aquifoliaceae.
AUGGCAGCCAAGUAUAUAAUUGCUUCUUUAGCCGGAUCAUUUGCAAUUGCAUUUGCCUGUGACCAUUUGAUUGCCGACAAGAAGAUUUUUGGAGGUACUACGCCACAUACUGUAGCAAACAAGGAAUGGUGGGAAGAGACCGAUAAAAAGUUUCAGGCAUGGCCUCGCACUGCUGGUCCUCCAGUGGUCAUGAACCCCAUCAGCCGCCAAAAUUUCAUCGUGAAGUCCAGUGCUGAAUGA